Messenger RNA from Schizosaccharomyces osmophilus, 1344 nucleotides. It is a transcript of the gene ubp8, whose product is annotated as SAGA complex ubiquitin C-terminal hydrolase Ubp8. Gene Ontology annotation, biological process: protein deubiquitination. Gene Ontology annotation, molecular function: zinc ion binding; cysteine-type deubiquitinase activity. NCBI's taxonomy places the organism in Eukaryota, Fungi, Ascomycota, Schizosaccharomycetes, Schizosaccharomycetales, Schizosaccharomycetaceae. The coding region runs from base 1 to 1344 and encodes 447 amino acids. The record is from RefSeq and is a predicted model, not a curated record. The transcript has 6 exons.
AUGGUAAAUGAUGUAGAGACAUGUCCUCACGUAAAAUUGCAAUCUUCGUUUUUUGAAUCUUACCAUAAAAUAUGCGCGCAGGUAUUUACUCGUAAUAACCUUCGACGUUGCUGUAGCGUCUGUAAAAAAUCAAAUAAACGAACUUUACGUUGUUUAGAAUGUGAAUUUACUGGAUGCUUAUGGGACGAUCAUUUUGAACAACAUGUAAAAGAAUUAAAUCAUUCAUUUGGUGCGGAUUUAAAAAACUCUCAUAUAUACUGUUACUCCUGCCAAGACUAUGUCUAUCAUCCGCGUUUAGAAAUGUUACGAAUAAAAGUUCAAAAUAUUCGAAGUUGGCAAAAUAAACAUAAACGGUUGCCUGAUCGCUAUGAGCAAACGAUAUCACUAAAUCCAUACGAAAAGUAUCCUUCCAUUUGCCCUACCGCGGGUCUUCGCGGGAUCCAAAAUUUAGGAGCUACCUGCUUUAUGAGCGUCAUUCUUCAAAGCACUUUGCAUAAUCCUUUACUUCGAAAUCUCUUUCUUAGUGGGUUCCAUACCUCUGAAAAUUGUAAGCGCUCCUCCUGCAUGACAUGCGCAAUCGAUAACAUGUUCGCAUCCAUUUAUGCCUCGAAAGAGAAAACAAGCUUCUACGGUCCAACCGUCAUACUGAAUCUAAUGUGGAAACUGAGCAAAAGUCUUUCUGGCUAUUCUCAGCAGGAUGGACAUGAAUUUUUGGUGUACCUUCUCGACCAAAUGCACUCCGAAAGCGGUGGAGAUAAUUCUUUCCCGUGCAACUGUCCUAUCCAUAAAAUCUUCAGUGGAUCUAUGAAAAGCGUGAUUACUUGUUGUGAAUGUAAAACAAAAAAGGUUGCCACUGAUCCUUUGAUGGAGGUCAGCUUAGACUUGCAUGAACCUUCUAUUCAAGGAUGCUUGGAAAGAUAUAUUUCCCCUGAACAAAUUCAGUAUACUUGCAGCAAUUGCAAUGCAAAAGUGGCUACAAAGCAAUUGUUUUUUGAUAAACUUCCUCCAACCCUAUGUUUGCAAUUGAAACGUUUUGAGCAAAAUUCAUUUGCUAUGUCCACCAAGGUGGAUAAGUUGAUUACUUAUCCCAUGCUUCUAAAGAUGCAGUACAACUUCAAUCAUGAUUCGGUGAAUUACCAAUUGUAUGCAAUAGUUUGUCACAAAGGCACUUUGGAUACUGGCCAUUACAUCGCGUAUACUCUAUUUCAGGGUCAUUGGUAUCUGCUGGAUGAUACUACAAUUACAGUCGUGCCAGAGUCCGAAGUACUGAAAACACAAGCAUAUCUUUUAUUCUAUCACGAGAAAAAUUUGGUUUACGAUGAUGAGCAUGUAGAAAAAAGCUAA